Arachis duranensis is the source of this 752-nucleotide messenger RNA. RefSeq lists its product as uncharacterized. The transcript has a single exon. Lineage: Eukaryota; Viridiplantae; Streptophyta; Magnoliopsida; Fabales; Fabaceae. The record is from RefSeq and is a predicted model, not a curated record. The coding region runs from base 76 to 615 and encodes 179 amino acids.
AUUUAUAACCAUAACCGAAUUGAAUCGUAUCAUAUUUUUCUCUUGCAAACAAAAAAUCAGUUAAUUAAGGUAAUAAUGGGAAAUUACAUAUCAUCAUGCAGCUUCGUGCCUCCUUUGGCGAAGAACGCCGGCAAGGUAACCACGGUGAUCUUCCCCGCCGGCGAAGUGAAGCAGUUUAGGGAUAUCGUGAAGGCGGCGGAGCUCAUGAUGGACCACCCUAACUUCUUCCUGACCAAUUCUCGCUCUCUCCACGUCAACCGCAGGUUCUCCGCUCUCUCUGCCGAUCACGAUCUGGAUUUGGGGAACCUCUACAUCUUCUUUCCCAUGAGGAGGCUUAAUUCUAUCGUCACCCCGGCUGACGUCGCCGCUCUCUUCCUCGCCGCCAACUCUCCCGCCAGGCGCAUAUCCGCCGCACCAACUGCGCGCGUCCAGCCAGCAGUUCCAAGACUGAGUUUGGAAGGGGUGGAUCUAUUGUCGUCGUCAGGGUUGAGUUACAGUAGGUCGAGGAAGCCUGUGUUGGAGACUAUAACUGAAGAACCCGCCAUUAAUGGAGCUAAAAGCAUUUGGACACACCUCACAUUCAGACACAGGACUCUCAUCCUACAAAGAAAAUAAAAAUUCAAAAUUAGGUUAUUACUUAUUACUUAUUAGAUAGGGAUACAUUCUUUAUUCAUUACUACGCUUAUCAACUACUAAUUGAAAAUCUGUACAAAAUUUCAUUAUUUCCAGAAUAAAUGCAAUUUUGCAAGUCA